AUGGAUGUAGGUGCAGCUGUGAAGAGCAAACAUCCAGGAGCAAGUGAGCAAGGACCAGACGGUUACGAUGGUCCCGACGGAAUUCCUGGAAAAGAUGGUCUUAAUGCCGAAGACGUUAUGAAUGAAGGCUCGCAAGGUUGCUUCAUGUGCCCUCAAAGACUUCCUAGUCCACAAGGACCAUCUGGACCUCCAGGAAUUCGUGGAAUGCGUAGAGCCAGAGGGUAG
Molecule: messenger RNA, 225 nt
Organism: Haemonchus placei
Lineage: Eukaryota; Metazoa; Nematoda; Chromadorea; Rhabditida; Trichostrongylidae
Source: the annotation of a GenBank genome assembly